UCCGACAGCUUUCUACCAAAAUGAAGCUGAUCAGCUACACGACGGGCGAGUACAUUGCACGCAGCGGAGACAUCGGCACCGACAUGUUCAUCAUCCUCAACGGGAGAGCUCAGCUGGAAAGAAAUGGAACCAAGAUGAACAUGUUAGGCCACGGGAAGAGCUUUGGCGUUAUCUUUCUAGUUGAACGAAAAAUGCUGAAGGAGUCGGUGAUCACCCGGAGCUACGUCGACAUCCUGUCACUGUCCAGGGAGGACUUCGAGAAGGUGUCAUCACUCUUCCUGCAAGACAAGAAGAAAAUCAUCAAGAGCGUGUCGGGGAUGUUGAUCAGUGGGAAAGAACAGGACCUGAUGUAGGGAUGGAGAAGAAGAAACUGGCGUGGAGACAGACUGAGCGAGGGGUUAGGACCCAGCGCAUGACAAACCAACUCAGGGUCCCCGAGUGACACCUCAGCACGACUAAAGCCGGCACAAAAACUCAACAGCAGCGAAUCGAGUUUCCAUGUUUGAGUUGUUUUUGUUGUUUUCUCUCUGAAGUCCCCGUCAGUCAAAUCGUUUAUUCCAAUUCGGGGAGAAAGCCAGAUGGGCUCAGAGGUCAUCACGACUGGUUUGGAUUUUUGCUUUAUGUUUGGAGGAGUGAAAUCUUUUGCUGUGGUUUUAAUGGUCACUCAGUUGGAUUGUGAAGUACGGAGUGGAAGCUGCCGUUUUUUUCUUUGCAAACUCCAAAGACCUGCAGGAUGUUCUGACGGGUGGGAGACGACACCACAAUCAAGUGGCCGACCAACAUCAAGUAAAGCCUUUGUCCUCUGUGGGAAAUGUGGGCCGUGGAAGGAGCAGGACGAGGUCAGGACACAAUCGUCACACAUUGGGAUUUGGACCUUCUCUUUUUCUUUUUUAAUAUC
Polypterus senegalus (gray bichir) is the source of this 898-nucleotide messenger RNA. RefSeq names its product cyclic nucleotide-gated cation channel alpha-4-like. The record is from RefSeq and is a predicted model, not a curated record. Bases 21 to 353 code for a protein of 110 amino acids. NCBI's taxonomy places the organism in Eukaryota, Metazoa, Chordata, Cladistia, Polypteriformes, Polypteridae. The transcript is spliced from 2 exons.